AAGAGGUUGAAACACCUUCCCAGCAAGGAAAGGUCGAGGUUGUUUGGAGCUUACAAAACUAUGCCCAGUACAAGAAACAUGGAGAGUGAUUUUUUGCCAGCUCUCUUAAUGCUGGAACUUGAGGUUACAUCUAGUGAAACUGAGCAGUAGCAGAUUUCAAGAUAGACCUCACACAAUGCAUAAAUUAAGAGAAUUUUCCACCACUGGCUGUGGUGAUGACACUGCAAAGGGUUUGACAAAUUUAUGGAUAAUGGAAUUGCUAUCAGCCAACAAACAACUAAAUGAGGACAGUCUACUUCUGAACCAAAGGAUAGAAGUCUCAGAACAUGCCCUGUGUAUCAAUUUCCAAAGGCCUCUUUGGGGGGGGGAAUGCUGAACUGGAUGAGACCUUUAAUCUGAUUCAGCAGGGUCACUUUCCCCUCAAUCUUGAUAUACAAGCAACAGAAAAUAAUACUCCCAUCGCCUGCCCUGCUCCUUGCUACCUGUAUUGCAACCCAGGUCACCUCCUUUGCCUCGGACUAUGUUUGUUCAUUUGAAAAGCAGCAGGCAAGUCUGGACUUGCACCUGGCCACUUCAGGCAUGACCAGAGAAGCCGAAGAGACAGUGCGCCUUUGUGUUCAUGAAUAGACCUGAAAGGGGGGAGGGAGAGGAUAGUAGUGCUCCCUUGAAAAUGACACAUCAGCUGACCUGCUCUCAUAGUAGCCAGAAAUAAAACAUUACAGGCAAAACACCAGCACAUAGCACAGCCAAAAGGACAGUUGGUUCUACCACCUGCAUUCAGAGGCACUGUUGGUCUGAAUUUCCAAGUCUUAGAGAUGUGUCUCUAGAUUGCUUUUGCAACAGAGAAGGGGCUGUUUAUGCAUCAUGACUUCUGGAAUAAUGCCUCUUAGCAGUCAAGUCUGGGCUGAGGGCCAGUGUCUUUAUUCAGACACCUACCUGGCCAAACUCCUAGAGGGGCUGGGGAACCUGCGCUCACAAAACGCCCUGUGUGAUGUGACACUGGAGGCGGAGGGAGACUCUUUCCCUGCCCAUAAAGUUAUUCUGGCUUCUGUCAGCAGCUAUUGCAAGAUGUACUUUCUCAAGGACGCUGUCAGCCAAGACGCCAACAUCAAACUGGCAUCAGUCACUGCACGGGGCCUCCGUAACAUUUUGGAUUUCAUUUACUCUAACAAGCUGGAGCUGACCCUCCAGAACGUCGAGGAGACUUUCAAGGCAGCGGAAGUGCUGCUGGUCCGGGAGGUGAUUCUGCUGUGCUUUCAGUUUUUGGGGGACAGCUUGAAUCAACACACCUGCCUGGAAAUCCUCAACAUUGCAAAAAAGUUUGGACCGGAAGGGUUGAAGCAGAAAGCCAGCAGCUGUGUGGGCCAGCAUUGCUGUCAGAUCCUGACAGAUCCAUUGAGCCUGAAAAAGCUGGACGGGGAUACUCUAAAGGAGAUCUUGGAGGGAGCACAGACUGAGGCCCUCAGUGAACUGGAACUGUUCCAUGCAGCAGCGUGCUGGCUACAAUAUGACAGCACUCGCCUGAAAGAUGCAGCCGACAUAUUAGGGCGCAUACGGUUCCCCCUUAUCCCUUUGCGAGAUCUGCAGAAAGUUGUCCAGGAAACACCAAUUAUGAAGACUGAACCUACUUGCCGCCGGUACCUUCAGGAGGCCCUGGACUAUCACUCUCAGCUGUAUGCUCAGCCAACACUCCAGACCGAGCGUACAAAGAUUCGUGCUGGCACUGAAACACUGCUCAUCCUUGGAGGCAGAACGGCAGACAAUGCAAUCUGUAGAGAAGUAUGGGCUGCUGAUCAGAGUUGGCAUUUGUGGGAAAAGAUAGGGGACCUCUGUAGUCCUGUCUACAACCACUGUGUUGCAUUGAUCCACGACUUUGUCUUUGUGAUGGGAGGACAGGGCAAGUUUGACCCUACAGGACAACAUCCAUCAAAUGAGGUGUUCAGGUUUGACCCUCGUCAUAAUUCAUGGCUCCAAGUGGCAAGCAUGCUGGAUCGGCGGACUCGCUUCCAUGCAGAUGUGUUGAAUGACCACCUUGUGGCUGUUGGGGGAGGAGCAUUGCUGGGGACUCUCACCAAUGCAGCAGAGGAGUACCGGCCUGCAGAGAAUGAGUGGCGGCCCAUCACACCUUUCCCAGUGCCUGUGGCUGAUCACGCAGGAGCAACCCACAAGGGGAUCCUCUACAUUUCAGGUGGAUUCUCUGCUGGCAAAACCUCCUGUGACACAUACAGCUACCUUUCUCGCCUGCGUCGUUGGAUUAGGAACCGGCCGAUGACUUUUGCCCGGUGUGACCAUGGAAUGGCAACAGUUGAAAACAGAAUCUUUUGCAUUGGAGGAAGGACGUUGAACAAUGCAGAGGACUGGAUUCCUGUCAAUGAGAUGGAGUCUUACUGCCCCGUCACCGAUCAGUGGACCCUGCUCAAUCUCUCACCCUUUGAUCGUUGCCAGUUUGGCCUGGUUGCACACCAGUCUCAACUGUAUAUCACAGGCGGUGGAUCCCUGCAGCACAGGAAUAAAGAUGAUGGCAUCUUUGUCUGCAACCCUGGCAGAAAAGUGUGGGAGAAGGCUGGUUCCUUGCCCCAGGCACUGGUGGAUCACGCCUGCUGCUUUGUUCGGUUUUCUCAUCGGACUGAGGGGAAGCAGCAAAAGCCAAAAGCACUUGAGCCUGCGCCCACCAGCAAAAAGAAAUCCACCCUCAGCCUUUUCAUCACCAACAAAUAUGCUCUUUAGAGAGGGAGACAAUUUAGGAAAAAUCCAACAGUAAGCUCGCCUUCUGAAAUGAGCAGGAACAGCAAAAUGUAUUCCAAACAUGCACAACUCCCUCUCUGGGAAAAAUUCAGCAUUCACAUAGGUUUUGGAAGGGAUGUCAGACUGAAACUCACCACUAAUUGCUGCUAAGCCUCUGAGUCGGUCCUGGUUUGCCAGAAUCAGUUCACAG
Messenger RNA from Eublepharis macularius, 2935 nucleotides. Its product is annotated as kelch-like protein 13. Gene Ontology annotation, molecular function: protein binding. Bases 865 to 2727 code for a protein of 620 amino acids. NCBI's taxonomy places the organism in Eukaryota, Metazoa, Chordata, Lepidosauria, Squamata, Eublepharidae. The record is from RefSeq and is a predicted model, not a curated record. The transcript is spliced from 4 exons.